CCCGGCGUCCGCCUGCUCCGCGCCCUCCCCCGGGACAGCCGGUACCGGGGGCUGACGCUGGUGCUGACCUUCCUCUGCUACACCAGCUACCACCUCUCCCGAAAACCCAUCAGCAUCGUCAAGAGCGAGCUGCACCCCAACUGCUCGGCCUUGGGCCCCAACCCCCUCAACAGCUCCAACAGCAGCACCUGGUGCAGCUGGGCACCCUUCGAUGGGGACAACUACAAGGAGCUUUUUGGGGCGCUGGAUAACGCCUUCCUGGUGGCCUACGCCAUCGGGAUGUUUAUCAGCGGCAUUUUUGGGGAGCGCCUCCCCCUGCGCUACUACCUGUCAGGGGGGAUGGUGCUGAGCGGGCUCUUCACCGCGCUCUUCGGCCUCGGCUACUUCUGGGACAUCCACGUCCUCUGGUACUUCAUCAUCAUGCAGGUCUGCAACGGGCUGGUGCAGACGACGGGCUGGCCCUCUGUCGUGACGUGCGUCGGGAACUGGUUUGGAAAGGGAAAGAGGGGUUUGAUCAUGGGCAUCUGGAACUCGCACACCUCCGUCGGCAACAUCUUAGGGUCACUCAUCGCCGGCGUCUGGGUUUCCUCCGCCUGGGGCCUGUCCUUCAUCGUGCCUGGCAUCAUCAUCGCCGCCGUGGGCAUCAUCUGCUUCUUCUUCCUCGUGGAGUAUCCCGAGGACGUCGGCUGCAGCCCACCUCUGCAUCACGCGGGCUCUGAGGAGGAGGACGCUGGGGGGGUCACCUCCAACAAGAAGGAUCCCGAAGCGGUCACCUCCAACGAGGGGCCGCUGAGCACCUCGGGCCAGAGCAGCGCCGGUCGCUCCGACAGCCCCAAGGAGCCGGCCGAGGAGCCCAAAGCCAUCAGCUUCCUCGGGGCGCUCCGGAUUCCCGUGACUCAUUUCGGUGCCAAGGAAGCCGGGGACCUGUCGACCCUCUUUGAUGUCGGGGGCAUUUUAGGGGGAAUCUUUGCCGGCCUCAUCUCUGACUACACCGGCGGCAGAGCCACCACGUGCUGUGUGAUGCUGGUCAUCGCCGCUCCCAUGCUGUUCCUGUAUAACCAUGUCGGCCAGAACGGCAUCGGCACAUCGAUAGCGAUGCUGAUCAUCUGCGGCGCUCUGGUUAACGGGCCCUACGCCCUCAUCACGACAGCGGUUUCGGCAGAUUUGGGAACCCACGAGUCUCUCAAAGGAAACGCCAAAGCCCUUUCCACUGUCUGUCAUGUCCACAUGUAGGGCACGGGAUCCAUAGGUGCCGCGCUAGGGCCGCUGCUCGCAGGGCUCAUCUCCCCCACCGGCUGGAAUAACGUCUUCUACAUGUUGAUAGCAGCCGACGUCUUGGCUUGCCUGGUAGGUCCCCCCCGGCAGGAGCCACUUGGCUACCCUGGAUAUUCAAGGGCACGGCCCCGCGGGCUCGCACCGCACCGCGGGUUUGCUUCGGAGGGAGGCAGCGGCGAGGAGCAGCCCGAGGGCCCCGGACUGACCCGUUUUCUGGGCCGAUUCUUCACCGUUGGCCAUUUUAUUAAUAAAAACGUGCGAAACCUGCAUUGCCGCUCCGUGCCGUUCCUGGCGGGGCUCGGCCAGGCCUGCCCCAUCCCGGCGCUUCAGGGCGUCGGGCAGGAGGACUGCGCCAAAUCUCUUCAGGCACUGCCUCACCGACCGAGCGCCGCUUGUCCUACGUAA
Egretta garzetta (little egret) is the source of this 1680-nucleotide messenger RNA. It is a transcript of the gene SLC37A2, whose product is annotated as solute carrier family 37 member 2. Gene Ontology annotation, cellular component: endoplasmic reticulum membrane. The record is from RefSeq and is a predicted model, not a curated record. Gene Ontology annotation, molecular function: glucose 6-phosphate:phosphate antiporter activity. Gene Ontology annotation, biological process: glucose-6-phosphate transport; phosphate ion transmembrane transport. Lineage: Eukaryota; Metazoa; Chordata; Aves; Pelecaniformes; Ardeidae.